AUGUCGAAGGUUAUUUCCUCCUCUAGAGUCGUUAUCGAAGGUACCAUAAUACCGGCAACCAUCGUUUUCUCUCGUAUUACCGGUAAAAUUCUGGACAUAUUCAAAGACGAGAUUCUUUCGGAGAAAGAUUUGAGAUUACGAUCGUACGAUGUUGUGAGUUAUAGAAAUUUCGGUUCACUUGUGAUCAUGCCGGGACUUGUUGAUUCUCAUGUUCACUUAAAUGAACCUGGAAGAACACCUUGGGAGGGAUUUGCAACAGGAACACAUAUUCCACCUACAACCACUCUUGCUAAUUUUCAGAGAAAGAUCGAUGCGGCAACAGGUCAAGUCUGGGUUGAUACUGCCUUUUGGGGUGGUUUGGUUCCUGACAACUUGGAUGACUUAAUUCCAUUGAUUAGAUCCGGUGUGCGUGGAUUCAAGGGAUUUUUGAUGGAUAGUGGAGUGGAAGAGUUUCCCCUGGUGACGCCGGCCUAUAUAAACAAGGUUCUUGCAAAAGUGCAAAAUGAAAACACGUUGAUUAUGUUUCAUGCUGAAAUGGCACCGGAACCACAUGAGAAUAAAAUACAGGUAUAUUCCCAAUGUUAUAAUAACCGUAACAGCUUAGCGGAAACGAAAACUUGUGGUGAUCAUGGCAAUUUGACCUGUCAACAAGCUGAAAUUCUUUCAUCGUCACCGGUUCUUCAAUAUGUGGAACCUUUGGCCACCAUCGAUGAUGAAAUGUCACCAUUAACUUUAGUUAAAAGCACAAAUGAUGCUCUAACAUCUGUUGAUCCACGAUCAUAUGAUUCAUUUUUGGCUUCGAGGCCAGAUUCUUUUGAAGUCAGAGCCAUUACGCAUAUAAUUGACUGUCAGAAGCAUCACCCCACUGUUCCAAUACAUAUCGUGCAUUUGGCAACCAGCCAUGCCCUUCCAAUCAUUAAAGAAGCCAAAUUCAAAUUGGGACUCCCACUUACAGUAGAAACGUGCUUUCAUUAUCUUACUUUGGAUGCAGAUAAUAUUCCAGCCGGAGCUACCCAAUUCAAAUGUUGUCCACCAAUUCGUUCUGCUGCCAAUAAAGACAAACUUUGGAAAGCUCUUUUGGAUGGUGUAAUCACCUCCGUAGUGAGUGAUCAUUCACCAUGUACCUCAGAUCUUAAAAGGUUGGAUGAGGGUGACUUUUUCAAAGCAUGGGGCGGUGUUACUUCUCUUGGACUUGGAAUGAUUAUGCUUUGGGAAGCAGGAAGGAAGUAUGCCAUUAGUUUAACCGAUAUAGUAAGGUGGUGCUGUGAAAAUACUGCCCAGCAGGUUGGUCUAGCAAAUUCCAAGGGGCAUAUCCGAGUUGGAUACGAUGCAGACUUCGCAAUCUUUGAUCCUGAUGUUGUGUAUAGGAUUGAUAAUACUAGGACAUUUUUCAAAAACAAGCUCACGGCAUUCAGUGGGAAGAAGGUUCAUGGCAGGGUUGUUGAAACAAUUCUAAGAGGCAAUUCCAUAUAUGCCAUCGGUAAAGGUGUCAGUGGAAUGCCAAUGGGUAGACUCAUUCUUUCUCCUAGAGAAAAUAAGCCAUAG
Molecule: messenger RNA, 1545 nt
Organism: Brettanomyces bruxellensis
Lineage: Eukaryota; Fungi; Ascomycota; Pichiomycetes; Pichiales; Pichiaceae
Exons: 2
Coding region: 1-1545 (514 amino acids)
Biological process (GO): purine nucleobase catabolic process
Cellular component (GO): cytoplasm
Molecular function (GO): allantoinase activity
Source: RefSeq, a predicted model, not a curated record